Molecule: messenger RNA, 888 nt
Organism: Penicillium bovifimosum
Lineage: Eukaryota; Fungi; Ascomycota; Eurotiomycetes; Eurotiales; Aspergillaceae
Product: putative mitochondrial tricarboxylate transporter (Ctp)
Exons: 9
Coding region: 1-888 (295 amino acids)
Biological process (GO): mitochondrial citrate transmembrane transport
Source: RefSeq, a predicted model, not a curated record
AUGACAGCAAAUCAGGAUCAAAAAGCAAAGCCUAGCGCUCUCCGCUCCAUCCUGGCGGGAUCCACUGCAGGAGCCGUGGAAAUCGCAAUCACAUACCCAGCCGAAUUUGCGAAAACCCGAACCCAACUCAAUCGCCAGCUUGCUCACGGUCAAAAGCUACCAUGGCCUCCAUUCGGAAGCCAGUGGUAUGCAGGAUGUACAACCCUUAUUAUCGGAAAUUCACUCAAGGCGGGAAUUCGAUUUGUCGCGUUCGAUGCCAUAAAGUCGGUCCUUCAAGAUGAGAAUGGCAAGAUCUCAGGACCAAGAACGGUUAUCGCUGGAUUCGGUGCUGGAUUCACUGAGUCCCUUCUGGCGGUAACUCCCUUUGAAAGCAUCAAGACUCAAUUAAUCGAUGACCGAAAGUCUGCCAACCCUCGAAUGCGCGGUUUCUUGCACGGUAGCAAGCUUAUUUUCAAGGAACGAGGUGUCAAGGGCUUCUUCCAGGGAUUUGUACCCACUACAGCAAGACAGGCUGCCAACUCAGCCACUCGGUUUACAGCCUACACAACAUUGAAGCAAUUUGCAGAGGGCUACACGGCGCCUGGCGAGAAGCUGGGUACUGCGGCCACCUUUGGCAUCGGCGGAAUUGCAGGUUUGAUCACUGUUUAUGUGACGCAACCGCUGGACACGGUGAAAACGAGAAUGCAAUCCCUCGAGGCCAGCAAGCAUUAUAAAAACAGCAUUGUCUGCGCUACUAAGAUCGUCAAGGAUGAAGGUAUCUUCACCUUGUGGUCUGGCGCCAUGCCUCGACUCGCGAGGUUGAUCAUGAGUGGGGGCAUCGUAUUCACCAUGUAUGAGAAGGUUAUGGAUGGGUUGGACCUCUUGGAUCCAGAGCGAAAGUAUUUGUAG